AGAGGAUGCAGGAGGGGCGGGCGGCGGCGAGCUGCCGUUCCCGAGUCGGGCAGCUAGAGAGCAGUGCAGGGAGGGAAAUCCCGGCCGAGGAGGCCCUGCGCGGCGGCGGCUCCCGGGUGCUGGGAGCUCCUUUCCUGUCGGGGGCGGCUCCGGGACGGAGGCCGUGAGAGGAGCCGAGCGGUGGCGGAGGCCCCCGGGUCGGCUUCUUUCCGUUUCCCCUUUCUCCCAUGGCGGAGACUAAAAUAAUUUACCACAUAGACGAGGAGGAGACCCCUUACCUGGUGAAGCUGCCCGUCCCGCCGGAAAAAGUCACUCUGGCCGAUUUCAAAAAUGUCCUCAGCAACCGGCCCGUCCACACCUACAAGUUCUUCUUCAAGUCCAUGGACCAGGACUUCGGCUGGUCCUGGCUGAAAGCUCCCACUCUGACACUGGCUCCCAGUGCACCGAGAGCCACACGGACCUUCCACCACCCAUCGAGAGAACAGGAGGCAUUGGAGACUCCCGCCCUCCAUCAUUCCACCCAAAUGCUGCCAGCAGCCGAGAUGGCCUGGAUAAUGAAACAGGAACAGAGUCAGUUAUCAGCCACCGUCGAGACAGACAUCGACGGAGAAAUAGAGAAGGGCAUGAGGAUGUGUUUUGGUAGGAGCCAGCCACAGCAGGAGAGGCAACAGGAGCUCCACUCACAGCAGCGGUCCCCUCUGAGACCCACUCCCAGUAGGAGAUAUUGUCCCAAGUGGUGUCACCACCUGCUGAGGCCAUUGGAACCAGUCCGAUGCUAUCCAGAAGCACAGCCCCGCGUGUAUCACUUCCCUCGGAUCAAUGGGCACCCGAAACUGGACAGGCACCGUGAGCAUCCUCCUGGUUAUGACAGCUCUUCUACCAUGAUGAGCAGUGAGCUGGAAUCAAGCAGUUUCAUUGACUCUGAUGAUGAUGACAACACAAGCAGGUUGAGUAGCUCCACAGAGCAGAGUACUUCAUCCCGGCUCAUACGGAAGCAUAAACGCAGGAGGAGGAAACAAAGGAUGCGGCAGAUUGACAGGUCAUCUUCGUUCAGCAGCAUCACUGAUUCUACCAUGUCCCUAAAUAUCAUCACUGUCACACUCAACAUGGAGAAGUAUAACUUCCUGGGAAUCAGCAUUGUAGGACAGAGCAAUGACCGGGGUGAUGGUGGCAUUUACAUUGGCUCCAUUAUGAAAGGAGGGGCUGUGGCAGCAGAUGGCAGGAUUGAACCAGGAGACAUGCUUCUGCAGGUGAAUGAUGUCAAUUUUGAGAACAUGAGCAAUGAUGAUGCAGUACGGGUUUUACGGGAAAUUGUCUCCAAACCAGGACCUAUCAGCCUAACAGUAGCCAAGUGCUGGGACCCUACUCCCAGGAGUUACUUCACCAUCCCAAGGGCUGAACCAGUGAGGCCAAUUGACCCAGCAGCGUGGAUCUCUCAUACCACAGCCAUGACGGGAGCGUACCCCCGUUACGGUAUGAGCCCCUCCAUGAGCAUCACCACAUCUACCAGCUCCUCACUAACAAGCUCAAUUCCUGAUUCGGAAAAAUUAGAAGAAUCUCCCUUAACUGUGAAGAGUGACAUGGCUACUAUUGUCAAGGUUAUGCAGCUACCAGAUUCAGGCCUUGAAAUUCGGGACAGGAUGUGGUUAAAAAUCACCAUCUCCAAUGCAGUGAUAGGAGCAGAUGUGGUUGACUGGCUUUACACACACGUGGAAGGCUUCAAAGACCGACGGGAGGCUAGGAAAUAUGCCAGCAGCAUGUUAAAACAUGGCUACCUCAGGCACACAGUGAACAAGAUCACCUUCUCAGAACAGUGCUAUUAUGUCUUUGGAGACCUCUGUGGCAAUAUGGCUGCACUGAACCUUAACAAUGGUUCCAGCGGAGCCUCAGAUCAGGACACCCUUGCUCCACUUCCACAUCCUGCUGCUCCCUGGCCCUUAGGCCAAGGAUAUCCUUAUCAGUACUCUCUGCCCCCUCCAUGUUUUCCACCAGCAUACCAAGACCCAGGCUUUAGCUACGGCAGUGGCAGUGCAGGGAGUCAGCAAAGUGAAGGAAGCAAAAGCAGCGGCUCGAACCGAAGCACCAGUGAGAACAGCAGGAGAGCUCUUGGCAGGGAGAAGGACCUGAAGUCAGCUGGCAGCGGCAGCGAGUCCGAGCAGACGUCCCGCAGUGGCGCCAGCGCCGUGCGUCGGGAGCGGCCCAGCAGCCAGCUCAGCCACCGCAGCCACGGCUCUGCCACCCACAGCGAGAGAAGCCACCACAGCAGCCAUCAUUCUUACGGCCCCCCAGGAGUCCCACCCCUCUACAGUCUCCCCAAGCUGGGUUCCAAAGUCUACGGGACGAGCGGACCUCCAGGAGGGCCUCCAGUGAGGGAACUGAGCUCUGUUCCUCCAGAGCUGACAGGGAGCCGGCAGUCCUUCCAGAAGGCAAUGGGCAACCCUUGUGAAUUCUUUGUUGACAUCAUGUGAGAGAAAGUGCCUUCAGACUCUGCUGGGGGGAAGGGCUGGGAGGGGGGAAGAUUGUUUGGGGGCAGGGUGGGUGAUUUGGCCAUUGGUGAACACUUAAAAUGGAAGAGACUUGGCUGUCUUGCAUGUCACGCCUUUCUGCUUUGCAAUUGUGUUGCAGAAAAAUCAACAAAACAAAAGAAAAAAACCCACAAAAAACCCUCCCACAAAAAAAAAAAAUUCUCCUGGGGUUGUUAAAUACCAGCAAAUUGAUGGCAUCUUUUCUUUAUCCUUUUCCCCUCUCUGCUCCUUCUGGUUUCAAUAAUGCCUGGUGUAUAUUCACAUCUUACUGAGCUUUGGUGAUUGUGGCACCUACUUCACUGCAAUUAGUGUAUCUUUUUGGCUGAUUCAGACUGUUAUUUCACAUGACUUCUAAAUUUCCAAGAAUGCAUAGUAGCACUUUCAUUUUUCCCUGCUUUUUCUCUUACAAGGAAAAAAAAUGACCCUUGGCUGCUAUCUGUGAUACUGCCUUGUAAUGUUGUUUCUUUGAUGCAUCAGCCAGCACUCUUAGCAGACAUGUCACUGCAGAUGUACAGACAACAUGUGCUCGGAAAGGAGCAGGCUCAAACCAAUGCCUAGCUGAAAGUAAAGUUGUGGCUACCUUCUGCUAACUAGGGAAUACAAAUCAAUAUUUUAUUUUUAGGUAUUAUCCUAUCAAGGGAGUGGUGGAGUCUUGCUACUGGGAAGUGUUCAUUGUGCCAAGCUUGUAAAGUUAUUUCAUUUGGUAUCAUGAGAGUGCAGUUUGUUCCUGGGCAUUUCAGCCACAUCACUGCUGACAUAUGUGUCUUUCUUUUUGUUAUAAUGCACACUUGCUGACAGGUUUUAAAAGCUGUUUCCACAGAAAUAGGACAAUUGCUGCUAUGUGAUUCAUGUAGUGUAGCUGCAGCUUUUCCCUUCUGAAGGGAAUAUUUAUCCUCUUGCACCAGAUGCAGGCAAAUCCUGGCUCCUUCUGGGACAUGGCUAUUCAUGUUGAUCAUCUUAUUUUCCCAUUUUUAAUUUCUAAGCAGUUUUUUUUUUUUUUUUUUUUUUUCUUAACAGAAACCUAGAUAUCCCACUUGCAGUGUUACCCAAGGGAACAUGUUCUGAGCACAGACAUGGUACAUGGAGUGAAUCUCUACACCUGGCACAGAGCAAGACCUGUGCUAAAGCUCCUGCUGGGGAGCUUUGACUUAAGCAACUGCUGUUGUGUAUCCCCAAAAUGUCACUACUAUCUGUUUUUUGCUCUAAGGCUAUGGACACUUGAUAAAGUAUGUUCAGGAACCUUCACUGAGGUUCAUCAAGAAGCUUUUUCUAAGUAUAUGAGGAAGGGCAUGGUAAGAGCACACUCACACAGCUGUGGUGGCUCAUUUCACAGGAAAAAAUGUGUGAACCUGCAAUUACUUGGUGAUAUUUGACCAUGGGGCCAUGCCUCAGUUGAAUACUCCCCUGUGACAUACCUGCUUCUGGCAGGGUGUAGGACAGGUGCUGGACAUUCAGUCUGGUCCAUAGAAGCAUUUUCUUCACUGGUAAGAAACUUGUCUUUGUUCUGUUCCAUGCUUUCUGGGCAGUGUAGGUAUCCAGUAUCCAGUGUCAAACCAGGUCUUUCUCACUGUGUUCCUGGAACUUCAUGUUCCUUUGUCACCCUGAAAAAUUACUCUUCAGCCUGUUUAUUUUUAUGUUGUUCAUUCUCAUAGGGUUUUUCACUUUUCUUAUUGCAGGUCUGUGUGUAAACACAUCCUUUCUGCAAAAGUCAGAGUAACAUUCUUGUAUUAAUGGGAGACUUCAGUCUCCCUUUCCAAAGGGAGCCAGGCAUUUAGCAAGCUGUGGACUUGGACUAGGUACUCAAGUCACUGGGCUUCUAAACUACCUUUGGGCAGGAUUUUUUCCAAAAAUCUCCUGAAGAGCUACAUCACAUUUCUGAAAGCCAUGAUCCAUCUGAUGGGCUGGCAUAGGUUGCAAAGUUGGUGGUGGCUUGUUCAAAAGAACAGCACUGCCUAAAACUUGACUGUUGAAAAGCAUCCUUUCUUUUCCUUUCCUCCUUCCUGAACACAGCAAAGAUGCUAACUCAAGUCAGUAAAGCAUUUUGAAAUAUUGUCAUUUAAAGCAAUUAAAUAAAUCAUGGUAAAGUAAUUCUGCCAGGCCUCCAGGAGACACUGAAGAAGUCUAUGACUUUACUGACAAUCACUAGUGGUUCUACUUUUAAAUCAAUUUUAACUUUUCUGGACUUUUCUGGCCCACUUUGUCUUCCAGCAGAACUUACAGGGCUGGAGAAAAAGACUAGUCAUUUAAUAGAUUGUAAAAGGGGAUUAAAGCUGAGCUUUCACCCAUGGAAGAAACAUGUUUAAUUUCCUCACGUCUCUUCAGGGGUUUACACACCUGCUGGGUUGUUUUUUUGUUUUUUGGUGGUUUUUUGGUUUUUUGUUGGUUUUUUUUUUUUUUUUUUUUUUGGGUUUUUUUUUGUUUGUUUUUUGUGUUUUUUUGGUUUUUUGUUUUUAUUGUCUUGUUACUCUCUUGGCAGAAACUGCUCUGUGUCUUGCUGAUGUUUGCUGCUAUGUUGAAACAACUGUGUUAGAUUCUUGUGUGUUUGUGGGUAACUCUGGAAUGAGGCUGACAGUCUAUAACAUCCACAUGGGAAAGUGUCAGGCUGCUGAGGAAAUCCAGCUGCUAAACACAGCCUGGGCUGGCUUCACCCAGAGUCAGGCAGAUCAGGAGUACUCUGGGUGUCCUGGCAGCUCUGCUGAGUGGUUCAUACUGUUGAGCUUGUAGAACCUGCUCCUGAGAGCAGUAGGAGAGUAUCAAUGACCCUUCUGUGAGCAGUGAAAUACAGAGUGGCUACUGUGUGUAAAGCAAAAGCUGAAUUUCCCUCCCUUGUAGGACAGUGGAGAGACAGGUUGGAGUGAAAGGGAGGUUAGACUCUUAAUUGUAAGAGGUGGAUGAAGAGAGGAGAGUUCCCAUAUCCCAUCCAUGGCUUUCAGUGCAUGUGUCUUUGCAAUACAGGGGCUUUGGAGGCCAACUGUGUGAGUUUUUCCUGUGUGAUACCAGCAGAAGGAAGUGCCACCAAGGCUAAUGAAACUUAUUACAGUAGGAGGUACUGUGCCAGGGGGGAGAAAAUUUAAAGGCUGCAGUCCUGCAAAACUCUUUUGUUUCUCUCACCAGGGCCUGAAAUUUGUCUCUGAUUUUAAUGUUGAGUAACUGGCACUGGCUGGGCUGUGGAACACAUGAGUUGUGCCUCUACAAGGAGAAAUGGUGGGUUUGCUACACAGGGCAUUGAAAGAACCACUUAAUAGGAGCCUUAAAUAGUUGUCAUUGUUAUUCUGGAAGUGAGACCCUCAACAUCUCACCAGCUGAGCUUCGUGUUCCUGCAUACCUGCCCACAGCUUUUAACAGGGACUCACAAGGUUGUUUGGAAGAUGAUGGAAAAUGAUGAGAAAACAGUUUGGGAUGAUGUCAUGUAGCCAAAGGAGGUACUUUGUGUAGGGGUAGUGUACCCACCCAGUAUAUUAACUCUGAGGAGUAAGGAUUUUGGCAAACGGUCUUAAAAGCACUGCUGUUGUUGUUUACCUCCUGUCAAUAAAUCUACUUCUCAAAGGUAACAGUCCCCUGGACACUUUAUCCAAAGGUAGAUUGGAUGGCAAGCAACGAUGCACAGACGUUGACUUUUGGUAUUAUGUUCUUUCAGUUCAAAUGGGCAGUCCCAUCUGGAGACUUGACAGCUCAUGGGUUGAUGUAAUUGUUUUUGGUUUGCAUUUAACUGGAUUGUAAUAAGAUUGACUUAAAAUUAUUAAUUCUAAUCAGUGAUUAGAAAUAUAUGUAAAGAAUUUUAUGUACAGUAGAGGAACAAAGUUACAUGAUUUUAAAUAAUGAAAACCCAGACUAUCACCUAUUCUAGAAUUGGUUCUACUCAAAGAGUGACCUCUUACUAGCAUGGACUGCACUGUUCCUGUUAAAUGUCUAUUGCAUAAUUGAAUUCUUUUUUGUAGAUAUUGUAUUAAAACCCAAGUGUCUGUAUAGUUAAUAUAUAGCUGCUUAUGUGUAAAUGCUAUUUUAAACACUAAAAAGCUUUUAAUUUUAUGUGAUAA
Calypte anna (Anna's hummingbird) is the source of this 6562-nucleotide messenger RNA. It is a transcript of the gene DVL1, whose product is annotated as dishevelled segment polarity protein 1. Gene Ontology annotation, molecular function: frizzled binding. Gene Ontology annotation, cellular component: cytosol. Gene Ontology annotation, biological process: canonical Wnt signaling pathway; intracellular signal transduction. The transcript is spliced from 15 exons. The coding region runs from base 228 to 2468 and encodes 746 amino acids. NCBI's taxonomy places the organism in Eukaryota, Metazoa, Chordata, Aves, Apodiformes, Trochilidae. The record is from RefSeq and is a predicted model, not a curated record.